ACUGCGGCAAUGCGGCACUGCUGACGGCAACACCCACCACACCCUACAGUACUUGCUGAGCCCGGUCACAACAGCAGCCACAGCGGUACCUACUGUGGGGCUCCGAACUUCUUAUCGACGUCCAAGGUUCACUAGGUAGUACUAUACGCGCUUUCGGCCGGUCGCAAUCGCAUCGCAUCGCAUCGCGAAACUAAACUUCUUUUUGCGUUCGUUUCUUUCCCCGAACCGAUUGCCCGCCGCCCAGCCCAAACUACCAGACAGGAUGUUGUAUGAGACUAUUGGUAUUGUCCGCCCGGGCAACAUCGCCGAGGUGAAGGAACUCGUCCUAACAGCCGGCAAACUCAUCCUCAACCAAGGCGGCGUCAUCCGCGACAUCAAGAACUGGGGCACGUUCCUGCUGCCCCGUCCCAUCUCCACCAACCAGCAGCGCCAUAACCGGGGCCACUACUUUGUCAUGCGGUACGACGCCAGCAUCGCGACGCACGAAGAAGUCCGACGCACCAUGAAGGCCGACCCGCGCGUGAUCCGCACGGCGAACGUGAAGUUGGGCGAUGGCAAGCUGGAGACGCUGUCGAGGUUUGGGGCGAUUCCUUGGAGGAGUUUAGAGGAGGCGUAAAUCUGUAUCUUCUGGACGGAGAGCAAAAGAGGGGGCGGGUGGGGGGGGAAUGUGUACGAUGGAUGGACAGAUGGAUGGGAAAUAAUGAAUCGAGUCGAAUCGAAUCGACAUAUAUCCAUCCCAUCUCCUUACCGGCUUGUGUAUACCAAAAGGGCCGUGAUGAAGCAGACCGGACAACAUAUAUGGACGGAUGGAUGGCAGGCAUCUUUAUACCUUCUUACCUCCGUCGACAGCAACAAUAAAAACGACCGAAACACCCACCAAUAACGAUCUGGGCCUUCGAUGAGCAAUGGUACAUCGUGAACGCACGACACCUGGAUAGCAACAUGGGAUACAUACAUACAGACAGGCAGCAUACGUAUCCGAAAUCUUCAUUGCGAAUGGGUUGCGGAACCAUCCAUACCCACUCAGGUUGAAGGAAGGAGGAACCUGACUCCUUUUCGACCCCGUUAAUGGAUCACCGUCGUCGAUCAAGAAGUUCUGGCGUGAAUUAGGGUGCACUCGAAACGGUCAGAGUAUCAUAUCAGUCAAGCCAGCUAGAGAACAAACUCCCGGACCCGUCUUUGUUCAUGUACGAUAACGCAUGUGGAAUGUGAUCCGCUAAAGAAUACGACGCCAUAUUCAGAUUCCUUAAAGCAAGGUAGUUCAUCGGUCCCGGCUCAACAAGGAUGGCUUGGGAUUAAGAAACGUCAGACACGA
Molecule: messenger RNA, 1315 nt
Organism: Neurospora crassa OR74A
Lineage: Eukaryota; Fungi; Ascomycota; Sordariomycetes; Sordariales; Sordariaceae
Product: mitochondrial 37S ribosomal protein YmS16
Exons: 3
Coding region: 263-616 (117 amino acids)
Biological process (GO): translation
Cellular component (GO): mitochondrial small ribosomal subunit; ribosome
Molecular function (GO): small ribosomal subunit rRNA binding; structural constituent of ribosome
Source: RefSeq, a predicted model, not a curated record